AUGGCCACACUCAGUACUCUCAGCGGCUGGGCUGUGAUCGUUUUGGUUAUUGGCGGAUACUGGUAUUUCUACACAAAUAGACCCAAUAGAAACCGGCGGGUACAGGCCUUCAAGCCGCCCCUCAAGUCAAUUGACCCUCGAAGCGAGAAAGAGCCUAAGGGCAAGAAGGCCCGGAAAGAUAGUACUCUCAGCAACAGUGACCAGGCUGAAAAGAAGAAGUCCCAACAACCCCCUAAGGCCAAUCGUGAGGAGCAGAGUCAUGCGAGCAGCCGAGCCACAGGCGUUGCCGACCGCGAAGAUAAGGAUGAGAUGGACAACCGGGAGUUUGCCCGACAACUCUCCAACAUCAAGGCAGGCACGGUGAUUGCCAACAAAUCGCAAACUGCUGCUCCCAAACAGAAAUCUGUCAAGCAAUCCAAGGCCCAGGAGAAGCCCCCUGUGGAGGCCAGCUCGGACAACGCUACAGCUCCAUCUUCUGCCACUGGAGGGGAUGCCGACGAUGAUGAAUCCCCACUGAACUCCCCCGAACUUGGUGCAACUAGAAUGGCAUCGUCAGUUACGAAUGGUGGCAUCUCGGACAUGUUGGAGAAACCUGCUGCCGGACCGUCUAUCUUGAAGAUUACAGAGCCGCUGAACCCCUCCCGCCCAAACAAGCCCAAGCCUCAAUCCUUCGAAGCAGUUGAAUCGAAGAAACAGCGACAAAACCGCAAGAAAACUGAAGCUAAGAAGCAGGCUCGAGAGGAGGACGAGAAGGAGCGAAAGGUCCUGAUGGAGAAGCAGCGUCGAACUGCUCGCGAGGCAGAAGGUAGAGCUGCCAAAGACGGAAGCACUUUCAUGGCGGCUAAACCAGCUAGCUCUGUUUGGACUCCUGGCGCAGCCAAAAAGAACGAUAAGCCAGGGAAAUCCAACGUGGAACUUCUCGACACCUACGAGCCGUCAAAGGCUAGGAAGUCUGGGGCCGCGACUAUUCCGGCGGAGGCUCUUUACUCAGAGGGUGAGCUAGUCGGAAGUGAUUGGCAGAACCACUUCUCCUCCCUUCCUUCUGAAGAGGAGCAGACUCGUAUUGCCAUGGAGGAAUCUGACAACUGGAAGACUGUGAAGGCGAAGGAGAGGCGCAAGCGGGAGAAUAAACCGAAGUCGUCAGAGGACAGACAGAGCUCGGCUGAUGAACAGAAUGAAUAUGCUGCCCCCCCAGUCAUCGCCCCUACCGCCCCAGGAAAGAAAUGGGCGGCAACUCUGGUUCAUGUUGAGAUAAAUGGGGAUGCCGCCGAGCAGGAAAAGGACCUACAGGAUUCAGAAUGGGAAGUUGCGUAG
Venustampulla echinocandica is the source of this 1314-nucleotide messenger RNA. RefSeq lists its product as uncharacterized. The transcript has 2 exons. NCBI's taxonomy places the organism in Eukaryota, Fungi, Ascomycota, Leotiomycetes, Helotiales, Pleuroascaceae. The record is from RefSeq and is a predicted model, not a curated record. Bases 1 to 1314 code for a protein of 437 amino acids.